Aegilops tauschii subsp. strangulata is the source of this 1177-nucleotide messenger RNA. NCBI's taxonomy places the organism in Eukaryota, Viridiplantae, Streptophyta, Magnoliopsida, Poales, Poaceae. The record is from RefSeq and is a predicted model, not a curated record.
AUUUCAUUUCUUUUCUUUCGAUAAGACCUCACUCUGCUUUCCUCUGCUCUGCUCCUACUCGUGUCCCGGUCACGCCACCUCCCGACCCCCCAAAUCGCGAGACCACCCGCGGCGGCUGGCCGGCCGGCGGGAUAGGCGACGAGGCGAAGUAACUCGAGACGGCGCGGGCGGACCGCUCCGUGUGGCUCAUGAAGCGCUCCCCCAUCGUCUCCCAGGCCCGGCAGGGCGCCUCCGCCUCCUCCAGCGAAGCUAACCCUAACCCGGCCGUCGCCAAGGUCGUGCUGUCCCUCGACCCCCUCAGCUCCGCUGAGCCCUCCCUCCAGUUCAAGAUGCAGAAGGCUCAAACUAGGGAAACUAGCACUUGCAGUUUAGCAAAGAGUUCCUCCUUGAAUAUGCUCUUCCUUCUCCUCCUCCAGCUCCUUGCCAUCACCACCCUCCCUUUCUCUGCCAACAACGCCACCCAACUAGUCUAUGACACGGAGGGCAAUGUGCUAAGUAGCAAGCAAAAUUACUACAUCCUCCCUGCUAAACGUGCGACCGGCGGGGGCCUCAGAGCUUUGCCUACUGGCCUGCGGUGUCUGCACUUCGUGUUCCAGGAGCGCAACGAGGCUGUCUUCGGCACCGCCUAGCGAUUCACGCCACUACCAGAACACGCUUCAGCCAGCGAGCCGAUUCGCCUGUCGAGCGACAUCUGGAUCGAGUUCCAUGAUUUUGAUAGCUUUUGCUCUGAAAGGCUAGAUUGGCACCUUACCAAUCAGGUACCGGAUUCGUCAUCAGGAGAGCCUAAACACGUGGCCGCCGGCAGUGAAGAGGGCCUAAGAUCGUUUCCGGUGUUCCGGGUUGAGAAGCAUGGCACAGGUCUCUUGGGAUAUAAGAUAGUUUCAUGUGUUGACAAGGGACCAUGCAAAGAUGUAGGUUUGCAUGCUACUAAGAACAAGACGUGGCUGACCGUGAGCAAUAAGCCUUUUAUGGUUGUCUUCAGGAAAGAGAGGUUAUAGGUGUUUUUAGCUUUUGCUUGUUUCUGGUGUUGAUCUGUGCGCAAGUCCAUUGUAUUGCAACAGGAAAUGCUUCUGGCACGAGUCAAGAAUGUGCUGUAUUCUGCAUACAGUAUGAAGAACAUGUACUGAUCUUAUGCAGAUUAAACUUGGUGCUUCGAAGACGCUCAUUUGAAGAACUA